Messenger RNA from Drosophila serrata, 3279 nucleotides. It is a transcript of the gene sqz, whose product is annotated as squeeze. Gene Ontology annotation, biological process: regulation of transcription by RNA polymerase II. The record is from RefSeq and is a predicted model, not a curated record. Gene Ontology annotation, molecular function: RNA polymerase II cis-regulatory region sequence-specific DNA binding; DNA-binding transcription factor activity, RNA polymerase II-specific. NCBI's taxonomy places the organism in Eukaryota, Metazoa, Arthropoda, Insecta, Diptera, Drosophilidae.
UGCCGAACGAACGGUUCAUUCCUUCGAGUUCCGUUUCGUUCUGCUUUUUGUUGCUGCCCCGCGACGUAAACAACCGAACCGAAGUGUGGAGCUUGUGCGGAUUACGCCGCCAUUCCAGCCCCCUUUGCCCCACGUGCUAGUUGUAAUUGCAAUUAAUCCCACUCGGUAGUCGAAAAAAAGGCUGACAAAAAACGGGCCAAAAGCACAAGUGCAGAAAAAAAAGAAACUUGCCAGAAACUCUGCUCCUGUAUGUGUGUGUGCGUGCGUUGGUGUCGGUGUGUGUAUAUUUUUGGCGUGCGCGGCCAUUUUUUCUUGUUGCCACUCGAGAGUGUCUUCGAAAGAGAGGCCCGGCCGCAGAAACUACGCAAAUCCCCACUAAAUUCGCCAACUGAGGCGCUAAUUUGCGGAAAAUAAAUCAAUCGCAGUGGCGCCGAAAACAAACAAACAAACGUACAAAAAUAGAGUGCCGCAAACCACAAACAACUUACCUGAGCGCGCGAGUGUGUGUUGUGUGUAUGUGUGUGAAAGAGGCUAGCACAUCUACGUAGGCGCCUUCCCCCCGUUCGUUCACCCACAAUCCGGCAGCGAACACGUGCUCGCGCAUUAACGGCCAAAAAAAUAUCAACAAAAGUUGGCCGAUAAGGAAGAGCAACAAAACUGCAUAAGCAUCAUCAGCAGGCGACACACAAAAGGCUCCUUUAAAUUGCACAAACCCGCGACGAGUUUUGUAAGCUCGCAGUAGUGAAGUGUCGACUUGCCGACGACGACGACGACGACGACAACGACGACGACGUCGAGCACCGCUGUUCCAUCCCCAAUCCCAUUCCCUCCAUACCAUUCCACUCGCGCUAGUCGCACCGUUCGAGCGGCUUAGACCCUUCGACGAUCACGCCCCCAAGCUGGACGCUCGCACCAUAGCCUAUCGCCCGCUGACCCUUGGCGGCCACCAGCCGACGCUUAUGGCCGAACUGCCGACGGCGCCGAACGGCGUCCCAAGCGGCGAUUACCUGCACCGCUCCAUCGACCAGCUGCGAUCUUUGGGUCACUUGACCACGGCCCAAUUGGUCCACGAGUACAAGCCUUUCAACAUCACCGAGUUCCGGCAGAAUGUUGCCGAGCGCCUAGACUACUCGCUGAAAAGCGGUCUGGUACAGCAUCAGCAGCAACAUUUGGUUAUGGAACAGCAACAACAGCAGCAGCAACAUCCCGAUCCCCAACAACAGCAGCAACAGCAACAACAUCUGCACCACCAGCAACAGCAGCAGCAGCAUCAUCAGCAACAAGCAAAACCAAACUACAGUCCACCCAACUCACCGCCUACGCCCCACGAGCAGCCGGAGCAAAAGUACGAUCCUAGUAGAUCACCAGCGCGCCAACAGAUGAGCAACGGCAGUGGAAGCGGCAGCAAUGGCUCCUCACCGGAGGAGGAGGGCCGACGGAGCGACGGCGACCAGACAAAGCCGUACAAGUGUGCCUCGUGCAGCAAGUCAUUUGCCAACUCCUCGUACCUGUCUCAGCACACGCGGAUCCAUCUGGGUAUCAAGCCAUACCGCUGCGAGAUCUGCCAGCGCAAAUUCACGCAGCUGUCGCACCUUCAGCAGCACAUUCGAACUCACACAGGUGACAAACCGUACAAAUGCCGGCAUGCCGGCUGCCCGAAGGCCUUCUCGCAGCUCUCGAAUCUGCAGUCACACUCCCGCUGCCAUCAAACGGACAAACCGUUCAAGUGCAACUCCUGCUACAAGUGCUUUGGCGACGAGAUGACCUUGUUGGAGCACAUACCCAAGCACAAGGACUCCAAGCAUCUGAAGACGCACAUCUGCAAUUUGUGUGGCAAGUCCUAUACGCAGGAGACCUAUCUGCAAAAGCAUUUGCAGAAGCAUGCCGAAAAGGCGGAGAAGCAGCAGCAUCGGCACACGACUCAGGUGACAGCUGCCCACCAACAACACGUGCCGGCCGGCGGCAUUGGCUUGAAUCUGCAACGCCAGGCAAUGAACGACGUAAACGCUGCUUACUGGGCCAAGAUGGGGGCGGACAGUGCGGCCGCCUCGCUGGCGGAGGCCAUACAGCAACAGUUACCACAGGCCACCGGUCAGCCAUACGGGAACUUUGCCUCCCUGCAGCAACAGCAUCAGCAACAGGAACUGCUGCAGCAGCAUCAUCAGCGUUUGGCGGACACGCCCGGUCACUCACACAGUCCGCAUGAGGAGGCCGCAGGCGAGGUUCUUGUCCUGCGACAGUCUACGCCACAGCAUCACCUUCAGCAGCAACAGCAGCAGCAGCAACAACAGCAACAUCCGGCGCAACACCAGCCGUCGCCUGGUCCCGGGUCGUCGGCUUUUACCCCACUGGCAGCCACAGUGGCACCACCACCGCCGCCCCCACAUCUUCAACAGCAUCGCGGACCGCCGGCGGCCACUGCCGCAUAUCUCUAUCAGCAGAAUGCGGCUGCUGCCGCUGCCGCCUUUCCCACUCAGCUCAUCUCGCUACAUCAGAUCCGGAACUAUGCCCACCAGCCAGGAGCGGCGGGCCUCAUCGCUGGCGAUCACCUCACCCUGGGCCUGAGUGCCGUGAAUGCGGCCAAGGAGAAGGCGCAAUAGUAUAGGCCGGGUCGUGGCCAAAAGAGGCAGCAACGAUGACAUUAGUUUAAGGUUUCCGUUUCAACUGGUUUGGAUUCGAGUUCACACUAGAUGAACCCUCGAGCCCAACCCAAUUGAAACGAUAGAAGUAACAGUAAGUUAGAAGUUAGUUAGGCGCAUUUGCUAAUAAGGAGCAUUGCAUUGCAGCUGGUUUUCCUGAACCCGAACUAUCCACAUAUCCAAAACCACCUUGAUGUUGUAUACGAAUCAGCCAAAAAUAAGCAACAAUUCUAUCACUGCCCAAGACCGAAGAUUAAACCAACUGCAAUGCUUUAGCUCCUCGCUAAUGCGAUAUUAAGAAUAUUACAUCUAGAUCGACUCAGGAUUUUAUAUACGAUAUUUAUAUACCCCUAUUCCCUUCCCUUUUUAGAUAUAUCUGUAAGCAAUAUGUAAAAUAAAACUCUGAGCUAUUUAAAUAAGUUAAAUUUGAAUAGAUCACAGUUUUAGUAUAAGCUAGCAGCCGUACAAAGUACAUAAUAUAUAUUUGACCUAGAUUGUACAUAGAUGUAUGUAAAUGUGUGCUGUAUAUGUAAACGUACUUUAGAUACUUUCUAAUUUAUCAACUAAUUAGUAUCUUAAGGAUAUUUUCUACCUGUUAGGCAAGCUGAAAGUGAGAAAUCGAUUUCAAAGUGUAUAAUUC